Molecule: messenger RNA, 1871 nt
Organism: Taeniopygia guttata (zebra finch)
Lineage: Eukaryota; Metazoa; Chordata; Aves; Passeriformes; Estrildidae
Source: RefSeq, a predicted model, not a curated record
CCCCCCUACAUGUGAUGGAAGAAGUUGGCUUUUCAGAAACAACUAAGAUGCCAGGGAGAAGAAGCACACUUGCUUUUUGUUCUUGGGUGCAGGCUGGGCUGCCGUGUCUUCUGAGUUCCCCUGGGAUGCCUUGAGCUCUGGCGUAUGGACUGGAAGGACAUGUUCUGCUGCUUCAUGACUGAGGAGAACUUCCCAGGCUUUUCUCUUGUGUCAGCUGUAGAGAAGAUUCGGUUGCUGGGCACAACAAACCCAGAGCAGCUGGCUAUUGUGAGGUCAAGGCAGCGGUGUCACGUCACGGUGCUCUCAGCACAGCGACGUCCCGGUGUGCCCAAGGCCUGGUUGUCCAGAGCAGCUUUUCCGCUCGCUCCCUGCAGGAGGAUCCUUGCGCCCAAGGAGUUCUCAGCAGACGGCCUGCACGCCGAGAGGAGUCUUGCUUUUCCCCUUGGCUGGCAUUCAGUGUGCAAACCCGCAGAGCACGGCCAAAAUGUUCGGGCGGGUCUGUGCCGCGGUUUGCACCAUCUUUUCUGUUGCUUAUUCUAGAUAUUACCUGACCCACCUGACUCGUCACCUCACACGUGGAUGGAGACAAGCCUGUGCUUUGGGCUCAGCCGCAGGGUCAGCGCCUCGUCUGGCUGGCACUGUUACUGAGGGAGAGGCUGAAGAGGAGCAAAACAGCAUCAAGCCUCCAGCUGCUGUCCCUCCACAGGCUGAACUUGCAGAGCCACUCAAGACAGGCUCUGCGAUUCAACGUGCCGCUGGACCAGCGUCGCCUGCAGCAGCCAGCUCUCCCCCAGCUGCCAGCACUUCAUCCGGCAGCCCAGCCCAGCAGCCCGAGAUGAGAGAGGAGCAGGGCCUGAAGACACUGAGGAGCAUUGUGAGUCUGGGCGAGCCAAUGAAGAAAUACAGGGCAUUUGAAGAACUUGGACGAGGGGGCUUUGGAGCUGUUUCUAAAGCCCUCGACACCAGCACAGGACAACAGGUGGCCAUCAAGAUAGUGUCUCUUCAGGAGAAGACGUCCGAGGAGCUGGCUGUCAAUGAAAUCCUGGUGAUGAGGGACACCAGGAAUCCCAAUAUUGUCAGCUACUUAGACAGCUACCUGGUGGAUGCGGAGCUCUGGCUGGCGAUGGAGUUCAUGGAUGGCGGCACGUUGUUUGAUGUGCUCAGGGCAGUGUACCUGGAGGAAGGAGAGAUAGGCGCCGUCUGUCGGGAGUGCCUGCAAGGACUGCAUUUCCUCCAUUCCCGCCGAGUCAUCCACAGAGACAUCAAAAGCUGCAACGUUCUCCUGGGCAUGGACGGAUCUGUCAAGCUGGCUGACUUUGGCCUCUGCGCUCAGCUCAGCCCUGAGCGCAGCAAGCGCAGCUCCAGAGUGGGCACUCCCAGCUGGAUGGCCCCGGAAGUGGUGAGAGGAGAAGCCUACGGCCCCAAAGUGGACAUCUGGUCCCUGGGGAUCAUGGGGCUGGAAAUGGUGGAAGGGGAAGCUCCUUACGAGAGGAUAGCCCGUGUCAGGGUUUUUGAACUGAUAGAAAUGAACGGGCCCCCAAAACUGCAGAACCCCAGGCACCACUCGGCUCUCCUGUGCGACUUUCUGCGCUGCUGCCUGCAGGCAGACGAGGACAGGCGCUGGUCUGCCCAGGAACUCCUGCAGCAUCCGUUUGUGACCUCAGGCGAGCCAGCCUCCAGCCUGGCUGCUCUGGUCACCUCAGCCAAGCAAGUGCUGGAAGACUGGAGAGGAGACGCUUGCGCCUGAAGAGGCCCUUGUUAAUGUAUCAAACCAGAUUAUUUUUUCUGUUCAACAAUUAGAUUCUCUUUAUGUGUUCAUUACAGUGCUGAUUAUGUCAAGUUAAAACAAUAAAUAAAGAUAAUUACAUUAA